AUGAAUAUUAUUUUUAAGAAUUUGUUACAAAAAACCGCAAAUUCAACAUGUCAUCGAACAUUUAACAGAGGAGUGGCUAAUACACAAGCUCAACGGCAACAUGAACAUCGGACAGUGUCAAAUGAAAUUUCUCAAAUCGAAAAAUCGAAUAUUGGCGAAAAAUCAAUAAAUCCACUUGAUCAUCCAGAUUUUUUUAAUGUUAGAAAUUUAGUAACAUUAGAAGAUUUAUUCAAAAAUCGUGCUCAUUAUGGUCAUGUGACUGGUAUGCGUAAUCCAUGGAUGAACGAUUAUAUCUACGGUCAUCGUUUGAAUACGGAUAUUAUUGAUUUAGAUAAAACAUUACCAAUGUUACAGAAUGCUCUCAAUUUUCUCGCUCAUAUUGCAUAUCGUAAAGGUAUCAUAUUAUUUCUAACUCGUUAUCCUCAACAUAUACCGUUAGUUGAAAAAUAUGCACAAGAAUGUUCUGAGUAUGCUCAUUGUCGCAAUUGGGAAGGACAUUUCACUGAUAUUCAACGUUUAUUUGGCUAUGAUAUUCGUUUGCCCGAUUUAUGUAUAUUUUUACAUACAUUACAUCCAUUAAAUUAUUUACAUCCAGCUGUGAGUGAUUCAAAUAAAAUGUUAAUACCAACAAUUGCUUUAUGUGACACAGACUGUAAUCCAAAUAUUGUCACUUAUCCAAUACCAUCAAAUGAUGAUACACCACAAACUAUAGAAUUUUAUCUCAAAUUAUUUAAACAAGCAACUUUAAACGGAAAAAUAAAACGAAAAGAAAUGGAAGACAAAGGAUUGAUAGAGAAAAUAUAG
Messenger RNA from Didymodactylos carnosus, 804 nucleotides. The record is from the annotation of a GenBank genome assembly. NCBI's taxonomy places the organism in Eukaryota, Metazoa, Rotifera, Eurotatoria, Philodinida, Philodinidae.